CUUUAUGGAUCCUCACUCGCAUUCAAACAGGUUUCUUAAAUUUUUAACCUUUUUAAGAAAAACGUUUCAGGAAGCUUAUCUCGUUAAGGAAGGUUAAGCUUAUCAGGUCGACAAAAUGGAGCCUGAUAAGCCCAAGGGUAAAGUUGGACUGCUGUCGGGCCCUUACUUUAACGGUCUUCUCCUCAUUAUCAGUCUCUCGAACGUGAUAGCUUAUCUAAGAGUUUACACAUCUCAUACAAUCGACUCAACAUGGAGCCCCGCAGAAUUGGCGACGUACGAGUUUGUGACCCUGUGCGCUUAUCAAUUGUGGAUGAUUUUGAACGUUAUAUUAUUCCUGGCAUUCUACGCGUAUUACGCUUGCUUGGAGCGGAUCAAAAAUGAAUAUUUUGAAAAACGAAACGAACGAAACGAAACGAACGGGCGUAACGAAGAGGGUUUUACUGAAAGUCAAAUUUGUGAAUUGGAGACACGCUUCGGUGAGCAGAAGGGCCUCACUGACCCGGAGAUUGACUACUUGGCGAAACGAAUAGGACGAAUUUCCGCUGCACAUGUUACAAAAUCGUUACAAAAUCACCCAAGAAAAUUUGAGGAGGUGAAGAGGGACGCAGAAUCUCAGAAAGUACAACAACCUCAAACGGACGGAGGGGAUAAUACCAUUAAGAAUUCUACCUCAUCAUCGUCCUCCGCUCAAACUAGCACUUUAAAAGCCGAGCCAAAAAUACGAAAAAGGCCGAAAAUUAGGAAAGGUAGAAUUCACCAAGGAAUCAAGAACGCGAAAAAUCAUGAAGUGCCCUCUCCUGAUAAAUGUGAAAAACUGGAAAAAUAUUUCCAGUCGAAUAGUCAUCCAACCAUGAAUGAUUUUGACGACAUAGCGAAACAAUUACGAGUUACACCUUCACAGGUCGUAAAACGGUUCUUUAAACGCCGUUCACAAGAAAUUAAAGCCACGACAGCGAGCAAACUUGACGUAGGGCCGCAAAAAAUCACUGAAUCUUCAGAAACUUUAACCACACAAGGCGGGCACAUGAAGACCCCGAUAAAUCCAGAGACCUCUCCGCCCCAGACAAAUAAGACUGACGAAGCAACAAUGGUCGAUCCUUUACGCGUCCAAAUCAGUCCAACUAAUGCAACUGAGAUGAGGAUAUUGUCAGGGUAUAUGGAGGAGAAGGACGAAUUGGAGGAACUUGGACUUACAAAUGAAGAGGUCUCCGCGUGGUUUGAAAAUCGUCGCCAACUCCCCCGCGUCUUUGAUAAGCAAGGGCCCAAAGACCCUAAAGAGGACGUCGUGAAGCGUCGUAGUCGAGAAAAAAAAUCAACCCCUGUGACCAGGCCGUGGUCCCUGCUCGAACUAAUUUUAGCCAAGCGACUCGAGAUCCUUAAAAAGCAAACUACCAGAAAACACAACCUGCCUGAUGCUUCGAAUCCGCGAAAAAGUAACAAGGAGCAAUUAGCAAUCAAAAACGGAUCCAGGGUGCAGAAAACUCGAAAUGAAGAUCUCCCGAAUGCAAGUCUGGCAACCCGACGAAGUAAUCCUGUUCUUGAACUUGCACAAUCUAGUCAGACCCAACCUGAUACUUCGAAUCCGCAAAAAUGUAACAAUGAGGAAUUAGCAAUCGAACGAAUCGAAACCAUGACCGAAUCCAGGGUGCGGAAAACUCUAAAUGAAAAUCCCUCGAGUGCAAAUCUGUCAACUCGAGGAAGUAAUCCUGCUCUUGCAACUACACAAUCUAGUCAGACCCAACCUGUAACCACUGGGCAGGAACAAGAACAGCAGGAAAAUUGUAACGUUGCUGAGGAGGAUUUGCGUGAAAAUUUGACCGAUGGAGGAUCUGAUGAAAGCUGGUGUCUCGUUAAUUCCGGUGGAGCUGGAAUUAAAUAGUUGGCAGCGAAUUUUUGACGUAUGUAAAUCAUACAUGUUCAAAAAUUAUUUAUUCAUUCAAAGUUCAUUCAUUGAAAACCUUGAACAAAAUAUUCAUACU
Messenger RNA from Folsomia candida, 1979 nucleotides. RefSeq lists its product as uncharacterized. Gene Ontology annotation, molecular function: DNA binding. The coding region runs from base 116 to 1879 and encodes 587 amino acids. The transcript has 7 exons. The record is from RefSeq and is a predicted model, not a curated record. Lineage: Eukaryota; Metazoa; Arthropoda; Collembola; Entomobryomorpha; Isotomidae.